Molecule: messenger RNA, 1003 nt
Organism: Serinus canaria (Common canary)
Lineage: Eukaryota; Metazoa; Chordata; Aves; Passeriformes; Fringillidae
Gene: RAB24
Product: RAB24, member RAS oncogene family
Exons: 8
Coding region: 42-653 (203 amino acids)
Molecular function (GO): GTP binding; GTPase activity
Source: RefSeq, a predicted model, not a curated record
CGCCCGGUGCGGCCCCGCCCCGCGGCGGCGGCGGCGCGAGGAUGAGCGGGCGGCGGGUGGACGCCAAGGUGGUGCUGCUGGGGCAGGAGGGGGUGGGCAAGAGCAGCCUCGUGGAGCGCUGCGCCCACGGCCGCUUCCGCGCCGGACCCUACCAGAACACGAUCGGAGCCGCUUUUGUGGCCAAGGUGAUGACCGUGGGGGACCAGACCGUGACCCUGGGCAUCUGGGACACGGCGGGCUCGGAGCGCUAUGAGGCCAUGAGCCGCAUCUACUACCGGGGAGCCCGGGCUGCCGUGGUCUGCUACGAUCUCACCGACAGUGGCAGUUUCCAGCGAGCCAAGUUCUGGGUGAACGAGCUGCAGAACUGCGAGGAGGGCUGCCGGAUCUAUCUGUGUGGCACCAAGAGCGACCUGCUGGAGGAGGACAGGAGGAAGCGGGGGGUUGACUUCCACGACGUGCAGGACUACGCUGAUGAGAUCAAAGCAGACCUCUUUGAGACCUCCAGUAAAACAGGCCAGAGUGUAGAUGAGCUGUUCCAAAAGGUGGCUGAAGACUAUGUCAACUUCUCUGCCUUCCAGGUGAUGACAGAGGACAAGGGUGUCAACCUGAGCCAGAGGAACAGUCCCUACUUCUACAGCUGCUGCCACCACUGAGCCCCUGUGCCAAAAGGGAAUUGCUGCUGCCGGACAGGCAGCUGGCGCUGACCGGACUCCUCCGGUUUUUUACCUGCUGUGUUUUAGCUGUUGGGCCUGUCCGCAGCACAGCCUCCGGACUGCUCUCCUGGCACACAGAGCGGCACACGGCUGCCGUGCAGUGCCAGGAACCAUGGACUGUCACUCUGGGGACCCCCUCCCUGCCACCUGUGGUGUUUGUGGGAGCUGUGGUGGCCCAGCAGUGGCCAGUAACUUAUUCUCUCAGAGAUGCUCGAUUCUUUGCAGAUUUAUUUAAGCGUCUUCUCUCGAGGUGUACAAUGUAAAUAAAACGCGUUGUGGUCUGAGCCGUA